CACUAUCUACAUCUCCCCCUUUCCUCCUCACCUCAGGACUCCUUCAAUCCUCGCCUUCCCCGUCAUCUCAGGCAGAAUAGCAGUGAGGCAUUGGAAGCCUCACCUCCAGCGCAAUCAUGGCCUCGAUACUUCCCCCAAUUCCCCGGGUCGUCUUUACCGUUCUCGAGCCCCUGACACUUGUGGCCGGCUUCUUUGCGCCUUUUAUAUCGCCUGAGUGGUUCGUUGCCGAGCAGAUUGCCUCCUCGCCGCUCGUAGAUAUUACCCAGAACACAAAAAUGGUUGCAUACCAAUUGGGCAAUAUAUAUAUCCUGUUGGCCAUGAUUGGGGUUGCUGUCCUAUACACUACUACUGAAGCCAGAGUCGUCCGCAACUAUCUAAUCGCUCUGGCCAUCGCGGACGUGAGCCAUGUCGGGGUCACGUGGUACGCCAUGGGCCAUGAAAGAGCUGUCGACGUUGCGAGCUGGAACUCGAUGACCUGGGGGAAUAUCGGGGUCACGACUCUUCUCUUCGUCGUUCGUUUGGCAUAUUUGGCAGGCCUGUUUGGCCCGGAUCAACAAUCUCCUAUUGCGAAAAAAGGGGGGAAGUUGCACUAAUCGUAUGUCAAUAAUGUCUAGCGGUCAUAAAUUAGACAAUUCUAUUCUUAGGCUUCGGUUCCAUAACUAGAUACCUCUUCAUUGUAUGUUAGCAAGCCAAGAUGUGGUGGUGAAGCUCAAUGUAUCGUUUCAUUCUUACUUGACUUUAAGAGAUCACCAA
This is a messenger RNA of Amorphotheca resinae ATCC 22711, 753 nucleotides long. RefSeq lists its product as hypothetical. The transcript has 3 exons. The record is from RefSeq and is a predicted model, not a curated record. The coding region runs from base 117 to 593 and encodes 158 amino acids. Lineage: Eukaryota; Fungi; Ascomycota; Leotiomycetes; Helotiales; Amorphothecaceae.